Paramecium sonneborni is the source of this 311-nucleotide messenger RNA. NCBI's taxonomy places the organism in Eukaryota, Ciliophora, Oligohymenophorea, Peniculida, Parameciidae. The record is from the annotation of a GenBank genome assembly.
AUGUAAUAAAUUUAAUAACUUGAAAUCGGAAUUGUGUUGUUAGUGGCAUGUCUGUCUUUCUUCUUUUUAGGCUAUCAAUGGGCUAAUUCAUAAUAAAAUUCUUAUAAUGAUAGUGUAUCUUACCAUUUAAAAUAUUUAGAUUGGAUCUGAAGAAGAUAAUGAACAUUAAGUAUAUAUUUAGUAAAUAUCAGAAGUUAGAUUAAUAGGUAAGGGAAUAUAAAGAAAGAGAAAAAUAAUUUUAAUAGUAAAUUGAAGAUCUCAAAAAAUAAUUAGCUAUGGGAAAUUAGAUUAAGUAUACAGAUUUAUGAGCA